UCUUCCCGGUCCCCUCCCCUCCCCCCCCCGGGGCCGCUGCGGGGGAGGAGGAGAAUGGAAACACCCUUCUACCAUGAUGAUGUGUUAAGCAGCCUGAGAAGCAGCGGCAGCGGCAACAACAACGGCAGCAGUUUCGCCUCCCCGAGCCGCCGCUUCCCCUCCGCCGCCUCCCCGUUCGGCGGCGGCAGCGGCAGCAGCAGCAGCAUGAUGAAGAAAGACGGUCUCACCCUGAACCUCAGCGACCAGGUUGUGGCCACCUUGAAGCCCGCCCCGCCGCCGCCUCACGGGGGCCACCACCUGCGAGGGGACACCAGCGGCGCCGCCGCCGAGGGGCUGCUCACCUCUCCGGACCUGGGAUUGCUCAAACUGGCCUCGCCGGAGCUGGAGCGGCUCAUCAUCCAGUCCAACGGGCUGGUCACCACCACCCCGACCAGCACCCAGUUCCUCUACCCCAAGGUGACGGCCACGGAGGAGCAGGAGUUCGCCGAAGGCUUCGUCAAGGCCCUGGAGGACUUACAUAAACAGAACCAGCUAAGCGGAGGGGCCGGGCCGGCCGGAGCCGCGGGGGGCUGUGCCCAGCCGCCGGGCGGGGCCGGCGUCGAUCUCACCUCGGGGCCCCCCGCCGCCGCCGCUUCUCUCGCGCAGCAAGAGCCGCCGGUCUACGCCAACCUCAGCAGCUACACGGGCAACGCGGCCGGCGCGCUGGGCAGCACCACGGUGAACUACUCGACCGACACGGUGCCCUACCCGCCCCCGCCCGGCCUGGGCCAGCCCCAGCCUCACCCCCGGCUCCAGGCGCUCAAGGACGAGCCCCAGAUCGUGCCCGACGUGCCCAGCUUCGGCGAGAGUCCCCCGCUCUCCCCCAUCGACAUGGACACGCAGGAGCGCAUCAAGGCCGAGCGCAAGAGGCUGCGGAACCGCAUCGCCGCCUCCAAAUGCCGCAAAAGGAAGCUGGAGCGGAUCUCGCGGCUGGAGGAGAAGGUCAAGAGCCUCAAGAGCCAGAACACGGAGCUGGCGUCCACCGCCAACCUCCUCCGGGAGCAGGUGGCCCAGCUCAAGCAGAAGGUGCUCAGCCAUGUUAACAGCGGCUGCCAGCUGCUGCCCCAGCACCAGGUCCCCGCGUACUGAGGGGCCCGGCCGGGCGCGCACCCCCAGUCUCCCCGGGGAGGCACUGAGACCGGGCGCCUGGCCCGGGACUGGUCUCAGGGCGCACGCCCCGCCAGGGCGCCCCCACGCACAGGCUCCGGCCCUGCCGCUCCGCCAUCGCCUUCGCCCCCGCCCCCCCCUUCCCUUUCUCUGCCCCUUCUCCGACUUUUCGUAGGACCGACGAGGGCGAGUGGCUUGCUCGGGAGGAAGCUGCGCAGCAGGCGGGGACGGGGAGUAGCGCGGGGCCCUUUUCCCUCCCGUUCCCCCCCCCCUUGGAGAAGACCCCCCCCCCGGACUCAGCGGAGAGGGCCACCCUGGCCAAAGGGGCUUUCCCCACCCCCCCCACCCCCGGCCGCGGCUCGGGAGGAGGAGGAGGCCGGCGGAGGACGUUGUGGGAACGGAGACGACGUCUUCGACUCUUAGCAAAGGGCUGGAACGAGGAUCGCUCCCGGACUCGGAGGAGAGACCGGAGGAGAGGACAGGACAGGAGUGGAGAGGACCGGGGCGCCCGGAAGACCCUGCCCGGAGUGACAAGCUCGCAGCCCGGGAGGGCCGAGUGCAUGAUGAACCUUCCCCUCCCCACGCACCCCCACCCCCAUCGUAGACUCUUCUGCCCCACCUUCCCCUCCCCCAUGUUUACAAGCUCUUCACGAACAGAAGAUCCGAGUCUUUUCUUUUCUACAGACUCUUCAGUGUCGUGUGUUCUGUUUGCACAUCCCGAGUCUCAGAUCCUCUGUACAAAGUGUAAAUGUGACACACAGAAUUUCAAGCUAUUUUUUUUUGUUGUUUGAAGUGUUCGAUUUGCUCUAUUUAUGUUUCUACUGGGAACAAUGUUUUUUUAGAAAAAAAAAAUUUGCUAUCUCUCCACAUUCCAGUAUGUAAUACUGUACAACGAUGCUCUUCUGUUCAGUAAAGUAUUGUUACAUGA
Messenger RNA from Ornithorhynchus anatinus (platypus), 2074 nucleotides. RefSeq names its product JunD proto-oncogene, AP-1 transcription factor subunit (gene JUND). Gene Ontology annotation, biological process: regulation of cell cycle; regulation of transcription by RNA polymerase II; regulation of cell population proliferation. Gene Ontology annotation, cellular component: transcription regulator complex. NCBI's taxonomy places the organism in Eukaryota, Metazoa, Chordata, Mammalia, Monotremata, Ornithorhynchidae. The coding region runs from base 55 to 1128 and encodes 357 amino acids. The record is from RefSeq and is a predicted model, not a curated record. Gene Ontology annotation, molecular function: RNA polymerase II cis-regulatory region sequence-specific DNA binding; transcription factor binding; DNA-binding transcription factor activity, RNA polymerase II-specific. The transcript has a single exon.